Molecule: messenger RNA, 7883 nt
Organism: Toxotes jaculatrix (banded archerfish)
Lineage: Eukaryota; Metazoa; Chordata; Actinopteri; Toxotidae
Gene: slc12a2
Product: solute carrier family 12 member 2
Exons: 27
Coding region: 409-3900 (1163 amino acids)
Biological process (GO): potassium ion import across plasma membrane; chloride transmembrane transport; potassium ion homeostasis
Cellular component (GO): membrane
Molecular function (GO): ammonium channel activity; sodium:potassium:chloride symporter activity
Source: RefSeq, a predicted model, not a curated record
AGCCCUGGGAGUCUAGGAGGAGCUGCGGCAAGGUCGACAACAGCAUCUUACUCUGUACAACAGAAAGACCAGAGGUGGACGGGAUUUAGUCCAGUGGCUCCGAGCGAGCUAGUGACCGGGGUAAUUUUGGAUUUACUGCCGCAGAAGAGGAAGGAGGAGAGCGGCUGAAAGUUUCCAGCUUGUAGCCUCAUGUUCCGAGUUAGCUAACAAGCUAUUCUUCACUACAACCGCUCUCCGAACGUCUCCCGUGCGCGUUUUCUGACCAGGCAAAGCAACGUGUUCUUCCCUGUAAAUAGGAAGCCAGCUGUGCCCCGACUCCUGGGCUACCACACUUCCUCCUUUUGAUUUUACUAGCCAUAACGUGGCUUUUUCUAUACAUUUUUCGCGUGCAUUUGUGUUAUUGGUGCCAUGUCUGCGCCAUCCUCCGCUCCUUCCGCCCUGACAGACAACGCCGUGUCAGAAUGUGAUUUUCUAGCCCCUGAUGCGGGGCCGAAGCCACCCGGCCCGACGCCCAGUCAGAGCCGGUUCCAGGUGGACCUUGUGGCUGAGGCAGCGGGCGCCACCGAAGACAAGUCCCCGAACUCCGACGCCUCCUCCACGCUCCCAUCCAGCGAUAAGACCACUCCCGGCGCUCCUCAAGAGUGCCCGGGUGCUGAUCCAGCGGUCGGCGGAGAGGAAGCCAAGGGCCGGUUUCGGGUGGUGAACUUCGCAGAUCCGAGCGGAGCGGGGAGCGCGGCCUCUCCGGAGGCAGCGCCGGCUGAUGGGCUGCAGAACGGGGACACGGUGAUGAGCGAGACGAGCUUGCAUUCAUCCACAGGGGGCCAGCAUCACUAUCACUAUGACACCCAUACCAACACCUAUUACCUGAGGACUUUUGGUCACAAUACUAUCGAUGCUGUGCCCAACAUCGAUUUCUACCGGCAGACAGCAGCACCGUUGGGGGAGAAACUCAUCAGACCCACCCUAUCGGAACUGCACGACGAGCUGGACAAGGAGCCGUUUGAGGAUGGGUUUGCCAAUGGUGACGAGUUAACCCCGGCUGAGGAGGCUGCUGCUAAAGAAGCAGCUGAGUCCAAAGGAGUGGUGAAGUUUGGCUGGAUUAAGGGGGUGCUGGUGCGCUGCAUGUUGAACAUUUGGGGUGUGAUGCUCUUCAUCCGCAUGACAUGGAUUGUGGGUCAGGCUGGAAUCGCUCUCGCCUGUGUGAUCGUCGCAAUGGCUACCGUAGUGACUACCAUCACUGGCCUCUCCACCUCUGCCAUUGCCACCAAUGGAUUUGUACGAGGAGGUGGAGCCUAUUACUUAAUAUCGAGGAGUCUGGGCCCAGAGUUUGGAGGCUCUAUUGGUCUGAUAUUCGCCUUCGCCAACGCAGUGGCUGUAGCCAUGUAUGUGGUGGGCUUCGCUGAAACUGUUGUGGACCUUCUUGCUGGUGCAGGGGCCCUAAUGACGGACCCAACAAACGAUAUCCGAAUCAUCGGCACCAUCACAGUUAUCGCUCUCCUGGGCAUCUCCGUGGCAGGAAUGGAAUGGGAGGCCAAGGCCCAGAUCUUCUUGCUUGUUGUCCUCAUCACAGCCAUCAUCAACUUCUUCAUUGGAACCUUCAUUCCUGUCAAGUCGAAGGAACCUAUGGGCUUCUUUGGCUAUGACGGGGCAAUCAUGUGGGAGAACAUGGGUCCGGACUUCAGAGGAGAGGAGACGUUCUUUUCUGUCUUUGCCAUCUUCUUCCCUGCAGCCACUGGUAUUUUGGCCGGAGCCAACAUUUCAGGAGACCUUGCUGACCCACAGCUAGCCAUUCCGAGAGGAACCCUUCUGGCCAUAUUGAUCACAGGAAUAGUCUACCUGGGUGUUGCUGUCUCCACAGGCUCCUGUAUUUUGAGAGACGCCAGUGGAAAUUUGAACGACACGGUCAGUUCUCAGUUCAUGAGUAACUGCACUGGCGCUGCCUGCAAAUUUGGCUAUGACUUCUCUGCCUGUAAGAGUGAAAAGGACUGCUCCUACGGACUCCAUAAUGACUUCCAGGUGAUGAGCCUGGUUUCUGGUUUUGGGCCCAUCAUCAGUGCUGGAAUCUUCUCUGCCACUCUGUCCUCAGCUCUGGCCUCUUUAGUCAGUGCCCCUAAAGUUUUUCAGGCUUUAUGUAAGGACAACAUUUACCCUGGUCUGGGCAUGUUCGCCAAAGGCUAUGGCAAGAACAACGAGCCCCUCCGAGGCUAUAUCCUGACCUUCUGUAUCGCUCUAGCCUUCAUCCUUAUUGCUGAGCUGAACACCAUUGCCCCCAUCAUCUCCAACUUCUUCUUGGCAUCCUAUGCUCUGAUCAACUUCUCUGUGUUCCAUGCCUCACUGGCUAACUCACCAGGAUGGCGACCCAGCUUCAAAUACUACAACAUGUGGGUUUCUCUUGCUGGAGCCAUAAUGUGUUGUGUGGUGAUGUUUGUCAUCAACUGGUGGGCUGCUCUUUUCACCAACGUCAUUGUUAUGGGUCUGUACAUCUACGUCAGUUACAAGAAGCCAGAUGUGAACUGGGGCUCAUCAACCCAGGCUCUGACCUACCACCAGGCCCUGACCCACACUCUGCACCUCAGUGGAGUGGAGGACCAUAUCAAGAACUUCAGACCCCAGUGUUUGGUGAUGACUGGUUACCCGAACUCUCGACCAGCUCUUUUGGACCUGGUCCACUCCUUCACCAAGAAUGUAGGCCUAAUGAUCUGUGGUCAUAUUCGCACGGGCUACAGAAGGCCAAACUUCAAAGAUCUAGCCACAGAGCAGUCCCGGUACCAGCGCUGGCUGCUUAAGAAUGAGACAAAAGCCUUCUACACGCCGGUGUUCGCUGAAGACAUGAGGCAGGGCACGCAGUACCUGCUCCAGGCUGCUGGCCUGGGUCGCCUCAAGCCGAAUACCCUGGUCCUGGGCUUCAAGAACGACUGGAGGGACGGUGACAUGAUGAACGUGGAGACUUACAUCAGUAUGAUUCACGAUGCCUUUGACUUUCAGUUUGGUGCUGUUAUUCUGCGACUGAAAGAGGGUCUGGAUGUGUCCCAUAUCCAAGGACAAGAUGAGUUGCUGUCCUCCCAGGACAAAUCUUCAGGGAUGAAGGAUGUGAUCGUAUCCAUAGACACCAGCAAAGACUCUGACGCUGAUUCAUCCAAGCCGUCCUCCAAGGCCACCAGCCUGCAGAACAGCCCGGCUAUACAGAAAGAUGACGAUGAUGAUGGCAAAGCUACAACUCAGCCCCUGUUGAAAAAAGACAAGAGGAGUCCCACCGUACCGUUGAAUGUGUCUGACCAGAGGCUUCUGGAAGCUGGCCAGCAGUUCCAGAAGAAACAAGGGAAGGGCACAGUGGAUGUCUGGUGGCUGUUUGAUGAUGGAGGCCUGACCCUGUUGAUCCCCUACCUGCUGACCAACAAGAAGAGGUGGAAGGAGUGCAAGAUCCGUGUCUUCAUUGGAGGCAAGAUCAACAGGAUUGAUCACGACCGCCGAGCGAUGGCCACUCUGCUGAGCAAGUUCAGGAUAGACUUUUCCGACAUCACCGUCCUGGGAGACAUAAACACCAAGCCCAAGAAAGAGCAUGUGUCGGCCUUUGAGGAGAUGAUCGAGCCGUAUCGGCUGAAGGAAGACGACAUGGAGCAGGAGGCAGCUGAGAGGCUAAAGAACAGUGAACCUUGGAGGAUCACCGACAACGAGCUGGAGCUGUACAGGGCCAAGACUAAUCGUCAGAUCAGACUCAACGAGCUACUGAAGGAGCACUCGAGCACAGCCAACCUCAUCGUCAUGAGCCUGCCAUUGGCCAGGAAGGGCGCGGUGUCCAGCGCCCUCUACAUGGCCUGGCUGGAGGUGUUGUCCAAGGACCUGCCGCCCAUGCUCCUGGUGCGUGGCAACCACCAGAGCGUCCUGACCUUUUACUCUUAAAAAAAUACACACAGGGUGAAGAAAAACACGUUUUUAAGUCUCACAAUCCCCUUUCUGCUUCUGGGAGCAGAUACGCACCACACAUCCCGGUUCCAGCCCACACCUAAAAGGUGCACCACAUUACACUUAAGAGACAAAGGCACUGAUGGAAACAACGCUGGUAAUACGAAUAAAGAGGAGAGAUACUGGUUGAAAUGCUCACAAGUGAUGGAGGAACGUUGAGGUUGGGGGUGGGUGGAGGUUGUUAGGUGGCCCACUCUGCUCCUUUCUUUCUAUUUAUUCCAAGAUGUCUGGGUUUUCCCUCUUGUAGCUCUAGUUUCUUCUAAUUUCCUCAUGAAAUUCUUUUUUUUUUGUUGAAGUUGAUUUUUCUCAGGCUCCAAACCAGUCGUGCACAAUGCUCAUGUAGUAGUUGUUCAGAUGAUAUGGAAUAUGGGAUGUCAGACUUGUUAAUAAUAAGUUCACUGGACCAGUCAUUUGUGUUUGUGAUGCAGCAAUAAUCAUCCUGUUGUUUUCCUUAACUCUUUGGGAGAGAACCACGCAGAAUGCUUUGUAACACCUUCUAAAGCCUUAUGGAUGUGCCUUCCAGUUGAAUCAGAUGAAAUAAUUAUUAUCUCUAUCCAGACUGAAAAUAUUACCUAUUAAAUUGGUGGAUAAUAGUUAGUUUUACUGAGUUUUUAAAUGUGAUUCCUUCUUAGUUGGAGCAUUAUAUUUAUAUGAGUGGAUUGCAUGAAUUUAAUGAAGGGUGUCCACUUGAUUGCAUAGACUUUCUCUUGUAAUUUCUCUUUCUUUAUAUUUUACCCUAAUCACCAUAUUUUAUUUUGGGGCCGUAGUAGUUGGUUAGUAGUUAGUUUUUUUUUUUUAUUCACUUUUGGGUCUUCCUUUUUAAAACUGUUGAAUAUUUACGAUAGACUCAGCUACUUCAACACGAAACACGUUUUGUUUGUUUUGUUUGUUUUUUUUUUUAGGCACAGAGCCUAAAUAAUUGUAUUAAACUGACUUUAAUACAAUUCUCUCUCUUUUUUUUGUCUGAAAAAAAUGUGAAACUAAUUUUUCAUUUGCCUUGUCAGGUGGAAAAGCUUACUCUCCCAUGUAGCUACUGAUUGACUAAAUGAAAAUGUUUCUUAUUCAGCCUGUUUUUAUGUGUCUACAUGUAUGAUUUUUUUUUUUUUUUUUUUCCCCCUGUAAGAAAUUGUACUACCCAACAAGCUAGUUAAAACCUUGCCUUAAUUCUCGAACUAACAAUUGUCAUGAGUUCCUUUGCUCUUAUAAGCCAUACUGGCUGAAUGGGUUGUGGGUAAGCUCUCAUAACAAAUCCAUUUAGUGACAUGUUUCGGCACAGUUGUAUUGUAGGUGACUCUUCAUUUUCCUCCACACAGUCCACCUGCAUUAGUGUAUGUUACUUACUGUGAGUGAAAUCAGUGUUGGUUGCCACAGCAGACGUUUUGCACUGCCGUCUGGCUGUAUGAUUGAUCGAUUGAUUGAUCGAUUGAUCGAUCGCUGGUUUCCCAUUCCCACAAAGCCUCCAUAGAAUGAAUGACUUUGCUGGCAGGAAGAAUGUGACGUUAGAAUGUGUGAAGGCUGAGUAAAGAUAUAACUCUAUGCAUAUGAGCUUGUGUCGCGUAAGUUAUUGUAAUAAAAGUCUGUGGCUCCUUCAUGUGAAAGGAUCUGCCCCGCCACUUUAGGCACAUCUCUUUCCUUUACUCUAAUGUUUUCCUUCAAGAACGCUGGCUUGUAACCUUUUUAAGGAUUAAAUUCCAGCGUUAGCGUGGCUCCAGUAAAACCCAUCUAGAGACCAUUUCACAGUUUGAAACACCAAUGUUCUAAAUAGGUCAAACGUAUUCCCUGUUCCGUGAAUGUUCACUUGGCCAGAGGAUUCAAACUUUUUUUUUUUUUCCUGAGCUACAACUGCUACUCUUUGGAGUGAUAAAGUUACAUUUAUUGCAAAAGGUGUGUUCAAACUGAAUACAAAUGAAUUGAUAAUGAAAUCUAUUCUAUUGAUAAUGAAAUAUUUUAACAUUUAAAAAAGAAAAAAAAAAAACCUUAUAAAAAAAAACUGGUCUUAUCUCAAAUUCUGAGGGUCUGGUUCAUGAAAAUGAAGCAAAAUAAAAUAAGAUGAGACUUUAGAAAAAAGAAUGAAUUGGAUGUUUCUGUGCAGAAAACAAACCAUUAAAACACAAUAACUGAUUUGUGUUGAGUCUGAACACACCUUUAAGGUCGGCUGAAGUUCUGCCUGCUGAAAAGUGUUCUGUUUGAGUGAACUGUUCUGGAAAAUGUCCAUAGCUUAGGGCCCUUGGUGUAAGCAGGAUAAAGUUUUACCGGCUGUACAGUUUAUCAAAAAAAAAAAUAACGUUGCAGCUCUUUGUGGAUUAUCCCAUAACUCCACAGUUCAUGUUGGUAGCUAACAAGAAUGCGAACUUGACUUUUGACAAUUCAGAAGAAAAGGUCUGUUAUUGGCUGAUGAAAUAAACCAGGACUUAGUCACCUGUAAUGUGCUUCAUUUUCUCUACGUUUCCCCGAGGAAACAAGCUGUUUUUACCAUUUAGCUCAUUACUUUCAUGUAUUCUGUCCUUUUACUGUAUGCCAAUUUCAAAAGAGGAAUGUAUGUGACACUAGAAAGUAGCAUACAUAAGCUCACUUUGCUUUCCAUUCACUUGCAUAUAAAGUGUUUGCUGCAUAGACUGUAGUUAACACACGCACCGUGUACUGUGUGUUAGUUCCACUGUGCUGAUAACACCCAUACAGCUGCAUCCCAUUACUCUGAGUGUGUAUAUCCAUUCUUCAGUACAUACACAUAAACUAUAAUACACAUAUGCUCACCAGAGCAUUAAAUAUUAUACUCUGAGUACUUUCCAAGUGUGUGAGGAACUGUAAAAAAAAAAAAAAAAAAAAAACAUUUAAACUUUAAAGGCACAAUCAAACACCUGGUUAAGUUAUAGCAUACAAAAGUCCCCCCCACAAAAAAAAUGAAAAUGUUUUCCCCGCUGUUUGUAGGGGUCUUUAUAUUGGAGUCCAAAAUAGACCAGAGGAAAAUGAAACCUGAUCCAAUCCAGAAAUGUGGUCAACCCAAACUGACCCAGAGCUGUGAGAGUCCCAUCAGAGUCACUCGGGUCAUGUACCACUUGAGAAUCACACUGCAUUUCAUUUAGACCUUGCUUUCUAGGAACCAAGUGGACUGGUAAAACGUGUGUACUGUGUGUUGUGUUUUGUCCUUGUGACCCAAACGAUGAACUAAAAAAAAAAAAAAAAAAGUCUAAAUAUCUCUACCUCUGCUGCCAUUUUUCCAAAAGAAUUUUCUUGUAAGUCGCUGCGGUUCCGCGUCCUGCCAGUGCACAUACUGCAUCAUUACCUGGUAGUUCAAAGUAGUAAAGUACGUUGAUUUUUUUUUGUGUCCUAACUGCUAAACCAAUGUACUAUGUCAGUUCAUAUAUAAUAUACACUGUACAUUUUGUCCGAUUUGUUCUUAAAUAUGUGUUUGGAUCUGCAAAUAUCCAUGAGCGGAGGUUCUGAGGUUUGGGGGCGGGAGGCUAUUGUGAACUAUAACAAAAUCAAGGAGUGUAGUAUUGAAGUCCACUCAUUGUUCUGCUGUGAAAGCACUGACUCUCCACUGCUGUUAGAGAACAUCAUUACAAACAAGAACACAUUACGUUUGUAUAUUAAAGAAUAUAGAGACACACACACACACACACACACACACACACACACACACACGUCUGUGUAUACAUAUAUAUAUAUAUAUCUACCAGCUGGACCUAGAAGGGAUCUUUGUCUUUAUGCCGCAGUAGAUGAAGCAAAAGACCUCCUGUCAACAUUUUACAACCAAAUAAUAGUGUUUGUGUGUCAUGUUUUCUUCAUUUAUGUCCUGAUAGAUAGAUUCUAAAGACUGUCUAAUAAUAUACUGUGUUCUCUGAAGAAACCAAAUGUCACCUGUUCUCAUUAUUUUAGCCACUAUGUCAUUUGAUAUCUCCUAAUCAUUGGGUUUUUUG